GUGUUUGUAUAUUCCGAGGUGUGUUUCAGUUGCCACUUGCUGCAGUAUACCUACCAGCGCGGCGCCGUGGCGGGGCACUUUAGUGUAGCUCAUCCCACUUCUUGCAUCGCCUGACAACCGCUCCACUCUUAAGUGAAGCUGUUCUUAGACAAAGUAUGAAAUAACUUCAUGUGUGUGUUCGCGCGCGCGCGUGUGUACUAUACAUACAUACAUAUUCAACAUUGCCGCCGAGUCGUGCCCUCCCUUGCUCCAGUUGCCGCCACUGCUACCGCUGCUGUUGCUGUAGUGAUUCAUGACUCCAUAGACAGACCACCAUGUUCCUGAACCUCAUAUUUACUGCCCUGCUACUGCCGCUGGGCGGAACUAACGGCGAGAUAGAGGUGCCGUGGUGGAACAUCCGAAAAUUUCUGAGCGAGGCUGUCAACACGGGACUCGGGGUGGACAGACUGCAGGCCGAUUUCGAAACUGGGUUCAAAUGGAACUCCGAGGAAAUCGACGGGGAAGCGCGUCUCGAAAAGAUGAUAAAGAUGGUGUCGACUGAUUUGAAGCGAAGCAUCGACGUUGUGAAGAACAUCAAGCGUGCCAUAGAGCAGGAGUACGAGACUUGGACCAAUAGGGAGGUUACCACCAACGGUUGCUGUGUGGCUGAGGACCAUUCCCGUGGAUGUGCACUAGGCAGCACCUGGAAUAGAGAUAAACCUCUGUAUGCCUACUUUACACCCUCCUCUGUUGUGUUGGAGAUGGUUCAUGAUAUCAAGAAGUACCCAGAAAACACUUCCCGGUAUUUUGCUUUCACAGAUGGCUCCUUGUAUACAUAUCCUCCACUCCCCAAGAACAGUAUCACCUGUGAGGACUAUGACCCUCGCACCAGAUAUUUCUACACGCAGUGCAAGUCUCCUGAGCCACGUGAUGUGGUGGUGGUGGUGCACAAUUGCCAACGCGUCCAGCCACUCCUCAAAAAAAUUGUAAUGGACAUCAUUGAUGGUCUCAGUCUCAUGGACCGGGUGGGACUGUGUCUCCCAGGCACUGAUGGCUGCCAGAGUGGACCAUUUGGUGAUGAGAACACUGCCACUGAUUCAUCCUGGCCUGGUUCAGACAUUCCCCUGAGCAGGCAACCAUUCCUUGGACAAAUGCUAUCUACUAAUAACAAGAACAAAAAAGAACUUGUAAAGCAUUUGAAUUCAUGGCCGAAAGGUCCUGUCAUUACAUUCCCAAGCCAUUCAGCAGCUGUGGAUGCAGGGUUGCAGUUCUUGAACUCAAGCUCCAAUCACUCUUUCAGUCUGUUAGCUGGUGUGCGCCACAAGGUGUUGGUGUACGUGACCACAGAGGAAGCAUGGGAGGAAGACCCAAGUGGAAACGAGAAACUUCAGGAAGCAUACUUGAAUGGAACCUUCGUUGUUGUUUACUUGAUCAAAGAGAGGGAGAGAACAGUUGUGCAAGGAGGAACAACUGUGCAAGAUGGGGAGACAACAGUUGUACAAGAAGGAGAAGGAAGAAAUAUGCAAGAAGGGGAGACAACAGUUGUGCAAGAAGUAGAAGCAAUAAAUGUGCAGGAAGGGGAGACAGUAGUUGUGCAAGAAGUAGAAGUAAGAAAUAAGCAGGAAGGGAAGACGGUUGUGCAAGAAGAGAGGCAGAAUAAUGCUACCUUUGAGAUGGUGCGACUCUCUAUCAACUCCAGCUUUGUAGAUGCCAAAAACAAGUUACCCAGUUUUGGGCAGAACAAGAAUCAACCAGUCAUUACCAUACCCUACUGGGAUGCUUUUGGCAUGGGAUAUAUAAUUACUGUUUGCAUGCCACUGGUGUUUAAGGAAGAAUUUGUUGGCGCAGCCUGUGAUGAUGUGUACGUGGUUAACCUUCUUGCUGACAUCACUAUUCAUGAUAUUGAGAAUGCUUAUGUAUUUGUGAUCAAUAGUCUGGGGAUAACUUUGAUGCAUCCAUUGCUACCCUCACCUCACUCUGUUACUCAAGAUCCUGCUACUGUUACCAUUGAUAAGCUGGAACAACACAUGGAUUCUUAUUCUAUACUGAAGAAGAUCAUUAGUGAGGAGACUGGCAAAGAAGACAGAGAAAAAGGAGUCUUGGUGGAGGCCCUUGGUUGGCCUGCAGACUCUCCUCUGCCAAAUGCAGUGAGAGGAAAGAGUGCCAAUCUGCGUUUCCUGUGGGGUCCCAUAACCCAGACUGAUCUUACUCUGGUCCUUGUUCUUCCCCUGACCAAUGGCAAGGUAGUGUCAACCAGGUACACAUGCUUCAACACAACAAUGUGCGAGGUAAAGAAUUUCCAUUACCAUAAACCCAAGCCUGGAGACACAAGCAGGUCAUUCUGCAGAUAUUUAGGCACGCAAGUUGACUAUGAUGAAGGAUUUGUGAAAUUAGCUCCAGACUGUUUCAAUGAUAUGCUGGGAUAUCUUAGGGGAGAGGAUAAUGAAAGCAUAUCCCAGAUAUACUCCAUAUUUAAUGGCACUCAUUCUUUCAAUAAGCUACUCAGGACAAACUUGAAACCAAGCGUGAGAUUGGCAGAAGAAGCUGUGAGAGUGUGGAAAGAUCUCGGGAAAGCAAGAGACUAUAUUGCGGCACAAUACAUGGGGACGUCAGAUGGUGUCUUUAUUUCCUUCCCAGGCACUGAGUUUAACUCAACCUAUGAUCACAGGAGCAGACCAUGGUAUCAGAUGACCAUAUCAUCUUUGAAUGGAGAUCACCUCUCCAUGACCACCCCACGCUGCAGUAGGUAUAAAUCUAACAUGGUGUACACACUAGCACGUUCCUUGCGUAGUCACCAAGGCACUCCCCUGGCAGUAGUGGCUGGAGACUUCACUUUCCAUUACAUUAGGAGACUCUUCCUGGAACAGGUCCCUGAUUGCAGCCAGUAUAUGUGUCUUCUUGUGGACCAGAUGGGCUAUGUUGUGUUUACAACAGACUGGUCUUUAAAUAUGGACUUCAAAUGUGGCAAUAAGAAUGGCAUCACAGCAGCACACGUCACCAAGCUUGUGCCAGAUAUUGCUCGUGACAUGAUUGGCAGUAAACUCCUGAGGCGGAGAGGUUGCCACAGCUAUGAGCAGGACAUCACCUUUUACUAUUGGUGGCUCAGCAUGAGGGGACAUAGAACUUUGCACAAAGGUGACACAUAUGAAGUCCACAAGAUACCUUUCUCCAACCUCUAUUUUGUGAUUCAAAAACAAGGACAAGGACAAGGCACCUGUCGCUGCAGUGCAAAACAGGAAGAUGGUCUGCGGGAAUGCCAUAAUACUUGCAAGAUGGAGUGUGAAUGUCCAUGCAAGGGAGGCCCACUAACCAAGCCGUGCCACAAUGCGACAUACACAGAUAUACACAGUUCCAGAUGGUCCUUACCAGCAUGCAAACCCAGCAACCCUUCUCAUCCCUUUGCCAGCAACAUUAUGCAAAUGGAGCAGGAGCUUGAAUACUGCCACAAGUGUAAUGAUGAGAAAGAGAUGUCUUGCAAGGAGCCUCAUUGUGAAUGGAAGGACAACCAAUGCAUGAACAUUUAAUGCAUAUGAGAAGUUAUGCCAUUGGAGGUAUUGGCAACUUUUGCAGCAGCAUCUGCAGUCUUCCCUGCUAUUGGUUGUUCCAGCACUGAAGCUACGAAGGGUUCAUCAUUGACAUACCCAUCAGGAUUCAUGGUCUGCCAUCUCCAGAAGUCUUCACCUGAGAUAAAUGUAAUGAAUAAAUUAAGACAUUUGGCUUUCUGGGUUUUAAAGUUUUACAAAGUUCACAUAGGGCAUCAAUUUAAAAUGCUAACAGUGUAACUUUAGUUCUAACAAUAAUUAUUAGCCUAAAUACAAAUACCAAGACGGCCUCUUCUAAAAAUGGGGAUAGCUAAAAUAAGGCACACAACUUUCACACUCCUUCACACCACUCGCAUAGCCCACAGCCUUAACAGAGAGAGAGAGAGAGAGAGAGAGAGAUACUCCAGCCCUUAAAGACUUUGUGGAUCAACUGCACAGCUUGUACAAUUUUGUCCAAAACAAGGCUCCUCCAUAGCAAAUACCAAUUACUGCCACAUCAAAUUGCCUCAUAACACUACCAAGUCAUACGGAGUUAAAAAUGUCAUAUACUUAGUAAAAUUAUGCUUAAUAAUGCUUAUCUGAAACUUAUCUUGUUUUUCUAAGGGCAGUGUCAUACAUUCUUACAGCAUAAUUCCUAGGUUCACCAAAUUUUUCAUAAAACUAAAUUUAGUAUAAAGAGUAGAAGAACAGGAACCUUAUACAGUAGUACUUUGUGAUUCAAACUUAACUCUUUUGGGCUGGUUGGAUUGGGAAGCAAUUUCUCAUUCAAAUUAAUGUAAAAAUAAAAUAACAUUACAGGUUCCAAAAUCCCCGUAUUAUUUUUUUUCAUUUUUUAUGGAUUUGUGUUGUGCCAUAAACAUAGAAAUGCAUGAAAAUAACCUAAAUUAAAGAAAAAUACAGUAAAGAUGUAAAGUACCAUAUACUUUUAGCAUACAAAACAGCACUUAAAUAAUCCAAAAGACAAAAAAAGUGGGUUGUCCUAUACGAGUAAGAUACAAAAAUACAAAAAAACAAAUUUUAUGCGAAAUACCAUUGUAAAUUGGCACUAAUCUCACAUUUGAGUCAAAGUUUCUGCUACUCUCUCUCUCUCUCUCUCUCUCUGUGUGUGUGUGUGUGUGUGUAAGAACAAUCCUGAUAGAAUAAGACUGAUAGAGAAUGAAAAUGGAAUUAUGAGAGAAUAAAGUCAAAAUAACAGGAUGAAUGGGGGGAGGAGGAGAGGAGGAGUAUCACACUCCCUUGUCCCUCAUCUCUGACAGAUACAGGGGAGGUGCCUGGGAGGGAGGUUUGAAACCAGAUGAAAAAGGAAGGGGGAGGAAAGGAACAAAGGGAGGAAGUGACAUAUUGGGGGGAGAGAGAGAGAGAAAUAGGGGAGGAGGAAGGGUAGGUGGGAAAGAUAGAGGAAGGAUAUGGGGACAAAGGAGAAAGAAGGGGGACUGACUGAAUGACGUCACUUGAACGGAUGUUUGUGUUCAAAUUGGAGGACAAAAUUCAUUUGCCAACCAUGUUCGAAUUCCGAUUUGUUUGAAUUAAAGGACAAUCACGAGGUAUGACUAUCAUUAUUAUUUUUGUAUUGUCAGUUUAGAUUUUUUAUUGAAUAUUAUCUUUGAGACCCAAGAUAAAGCAGGAAGCCUUGUUCUUGCCUUCAUAUAUAAAAGGAACAAAAAGUAGCUUACAUUUGAAUUCUAACUCUAUUCUUCAAGGUAUGACCCUCCUUGUACAUGCCAUUGAUUUUUUUUAUUGCUGGAAAUGACAGAAGUUAUAAGAAUGUAACAUGACCCUUACAAGAAACUGAACCUUUGAAAGCUGGACAACUAGCAGCCAUUUUAAGUGUUCAUCAGGCUUUCUACUCUCCAGACAAGACUUUUUGAUGUCUCACUGAGCUGAAGAUGCUGCUGAAAUGGCCCUCAUUUGAGAGCUGAGAGAGAGAAUACAGGUGAUGGCAUAUCUGGUAAUCAUCCAGAAGAGGGUUUGGGAGAUACAGGGUAAAUUCACAAGUUUCUCUAGAAACUGUGGGAAAUGGAGGAUUAUGCUAUUCUAAGCAAAAAAUAUUGUGUGUGUGGUUAAUGCUUUGGUUUAAUAGUGAAAGAGGAGUGAAAAGUGACAAGUGCCUUGUUUCCCCUUUUGUUGCAGUAAGCAUCAGCUGAGUGACCCUUCCUGCUCUUCCCAAAUAUUCUUUUUUGGCCUUUAAAAACUUGCAUGUCAUUUCUCCUGCUGCACCACAUUGCCAGAUGUGCUUUUCUAGUCACAGAUUUACUCCCAACUUAACUGUACUCGACUAUCUGUCAUGCUUUUUAAAAGCUAAUUUAUAUAAAUCAAAAUUAAAACAGUCAAUAGAAGAAUGAUGUGCAAGUUUUGAAAGGCAAAAAUAAAUACCUGGCAACACUCGUCCUGACAGAAGGAGAAACAUGGUGCCUCCUGUCACUUUUCAAGCUUCUCAAACAUACCCAUAGAGUGUUUUCUGCUUAGAAAAGAAUAACCUUCCAUUUCCCAGAGUUUCUGGAGAAGCUUGUGAAUCACCCUGUAUGUUUCCAGCAAUGGAAGGAGUGAUGAGCUAGGUGCAUGGAGCCACUUUCAAAGAGAGAGAGAGAGAGAGAGAGAGAGAGAGAGAGAGAGAGAGGUGGGGAGACAGAGAACUACAUCAGUUUUACUCCAUCUUCUCACUCCCCCACAUACAGUUAGCAUAAUACAUGGAUCAAACUCCUGGUGAUGUAAGUGUCACAUUGCACAAACUGGCAACUCUCUUCUUGGUCUGAAAAAAAAAAAUCUUCUUGGUCUGAAAAAAUAUCUCAGGAGAAAAGGACUACAUGAAAACAUAGGAUAGGUCCUUACAUGUGUAGGAAAGAAUAAAAUAACAGAUUCCGUGUUUGACAUAUUGAUAAAGUGGAGUUAUCUUUUGUGACCACUCUUUGCUUUGGCUAACAAAAUAGCAGUGUCUUUUAAGCAAAGUGUUCUACUGAGUUGAUGUGGGAUGCCUAGCCAGGGAUAAUUAUGUAGCAUGAGUGUUAGAGUUUCAAACGCUAGAAUGGUGAAACAAAUGUACGCUAGAAUGGUGAAACAAACGUAAGCAAAGUAACUAUUGCUAGCGAAAAGACUGGGAAUGCAUUGGUGGUGGGCCAUCCCAAAAUAUUUGACACCUUACAUAGUAUCAAGAGACAGUUAAAAGGUAUACAAUCAUAUUUCAUUUUACAAGGAGGAAUACCAGAAAAGAAAGUGGUCCAAAAGUACUGACCACCUGUUACUACAUUCUUGUAGCUUCUGAACUGCAGAGACUUGUGAGCACAUUAUUGAAUGUAAAGAAAGUUAACUGUGUAGUGUGGCUGUGUAGUGAAUCUAUUUCAAUGAUGAUAAAACUUUGAAAUAAUUUUAGACUGUCCAUACUUCCAUUUUUUUUUUUUUUUUUUUUUUUGUCUUAUCAGAUUAAUAUGCUGUAUUGAUACCAGUAACUUACCGCCACAUCUUGCAAUUACUAAAAGAAUCAUGUCACUGUGUACAAUGCUUUUUUUUUUUUUCAAUACAAAAAUAGCCUGCACAUGAUAAUGUGAUGCAAUACCAAUCAUACUCCAAUAAACAUUUAUCAAAAUCCAUAUUCAAGCAAAGUGAAGUUUAUGGUUGGUGCCUAAAAUAAGAAAAGUAUUCAGAUUAUUUAGCUAAGGGGAGUUCUGAAUAUUUUCUGAAAAAAAGGAAAAGUUAUAUCCAUGGCAUCAUAACUAACUCAUUCAUGAAAAAAAUAUUAUUCAUAAAAAUUACUACAUAAAAUUAAUUUUAAAACCCUAUCAAAAACAUCCAAUAAUAAUUAAAAUGAGCUAUAAUCACCCUGAAAGUAAGGAUACCAGAAAUCUGGGCCUGUAUUCUACAAACCAUCAUAGCGAAGUCAGUUGGUCAUAGCAAAACAACAAGGUGCAUUUCAGACAUGACUGUCAUAAACUCUUAUGGUUUUCCCAUAUACUCCUACUGUUGAUCAUAAAAUGCUAUGACAGGAUUCACCCUGUCUUAAGUGCCGAUUAUGGCCAUCAAAAUUCUGUCAACAACAUGACUAUGUACCAUAACAUGAUCCCCAGCAGUUUUUUAUUAUAAAUAUAACAAUAACUAUUAAUAACUAAGUAAAUAAUGUUCUUCUUUGGGGUAAUAAAGUAUUAUUAUAAAUAAUUGCCAGGAGCAGUAUGAUCAGUUUUCCUAAACAAACAAACCUUGCUUUGCAUGGCCUGUGUGUUUCAGGCUGUCAGCCAUAAUCUUCUGUAUAAUCAGGUUUCUUUCGAUUAGGUACACUAAAUUCCCCAAGUCAGAAUAUGAAGUAAAAACAAUUUAAAUCCAAGAAAAUAAUGUCAAUAAACUAUUUCAUUUCAUAAAUUCAAAGUUAACAAAUUGUGAGCAUGCAUUCUAGCAGCAGACGCUGACCAAGAUAUGACCGAUGAAUUCUGAUGGCCGUAAAACUGCCAGUUAUAAAUACUGUUAACUAUGACGGUUUGCUAUGGUUGACCACAAUCACUACGUAAAAUACAGGCCCUGAGCCUCAGACGUGACUGAUAUGAGGAAGAGGGGUCUACCAGGUGUGCCACCUGCAGGAGUUAGCCAGCCUGUUAGCUGCAUCACUGCAGAAAUACAUUUAGAAGAUAUAAAGUAAGGGGUAUAUCAUGCACUAUUCAGCAUUUAGAACCUGUGCUACAGUAGAUGCAGGUUCAGAAUACCUUACACAUUAUAUGCUCAGGAUCUGUGCAUCAGCAUUUAAGAAAGCAAUCAACUAAAGUUUCCUUCAACCUAAUAAUAGUCUUUGUGAGGCGACCUGAACAUCAUAAUAUGUCUUUUAAGAGACCAUUGUGCUUACCUAAUAAACUACUCAAAAAAUAGCAGGAGCAGAAUUUGUGUCAAGGUUAAGAUUAUUCACUGUACAUGUUUAUUGUAUAUGCCAGUGUACAAGUCAACAUUUGAAGCCUGAAAAUAUUUAUCUAACACUAGGAGUCAAAAUGUUUACUAUAAACAUAAAAUUCAAACCUUUACCACAGUGGUGUAAAUAAGUGAAACUGUCUGCCUAACACUCGUCAUACACCAAUUCCCCUAACUCUUCUACCCCACCACAACUUUUUACAUUGAAAUAUGUUUCAUAAGUAUUUAAUGUAGGCCACCACAACUUUUUACAUUGAAAUAUGUUUCAUAAGUAUUUAAUGUAGAGACUUCAAUGACAUCAGCAACUCAACUCAUAUGGUGUAGAGACUUUAAUGAUAUCAAUAACUGAAUUUAUAUGGUAAUAACGAUAUCAAUGACUCGUAUGGUAAAAUAAAAAUGUACUGCCCUGCAAACCUGCCAUUCACAUCAGUUGAUGUGUUUUAAGACUGACUGUGUACCACUUAAAGUAACUCCUACA
This is a messenger RNA of Scylla paramamosain (green mud crab), 8880 nucleotides long. RefSeq lists its product as uncharacterized. Bases 315 to 3503 code for a protein of 1062 amino acids. The transcript has 25 exons. Gene Ontology annotation, molecular function: voltage-gated calcium channel activity. Lineage: Eukaryota; Metazoa; Arthropoda; Malacostraca; Decapoda; Portunidae. Gene Ontology annotation, cellular component: voltage-gated calcium channel complex. The record is from RefSeq and is a predicted model, not a curated record.